This is a messenger RNA of Scedosporium apiospermum, 1308 nucleotides long. RefSeq lists its product as uncharacterized. The coding region runs from base 1 to 1308 and encodes 435 amino acids. The record is from RefSeq and is a predicted model, not a curated record. Gene Ontology annotation, molecular function: cation binding; protein serine/threonine phosphatase activity. Gene Ontology annotation, biological process: protein dephosphorylation. Lineage: Eukaryota; Fungi; Ascomycota; Sordariomycetes; Microascales; Microascaceae. The transcript has 7 exons.
AUGGGUCAGACCCUUUCCGAGCCUGUUGUCGAGAAGACAUCGGCUCGCGGCGAAGAUGAUCGUCUCCUUUACGGAGUUUCUGCUAUGCAAGGAUGGCGGAUUAGUAUGGAGGAUGCACACACCACUAUUCUCGACCUACUAGCCGGCGCGAAAAGCAAUGACGCGAAGGCGCACGCCUCCCGACUUUCGUUCUUUGGGGUAUUCGACGGACACGGUGGUGACAAGGUCGCCCUUUUCGCCGGCGAGAACAUCCAUCGCAUCGUGACGAAGCAGGAAGCGUUUAAGUCUCAAAACUACGAGCAAGCGCUGAAGGACGGUUUUCUCGCCACAGACGCCGCGAUUCUGAAGGACCCGAAGUAUGAAGAUGAGGUUUCUGGCUGUACGGCGUGCGUGGGCUUAAUUACCGACGAUAAAGUUUACAUUGCCAACGCCGGUGACUCGAGAGGCGUAAUUGGCAUCAAGGGACGUGCGAAGCCACUCUCUCAGGACCACAAACCCCAACUUGAAACCGAGAAGAAUCGUAUCACCGCCGCUGGUGGCUUCGUCGAUUUCGGCCGAGUCAACGGAAACCUUGCACUAUCUCGCGCCAUUGGAGAUUUCGAGUUCAAGAAGAGCGCUGAGCUCCCACCGGAGGAACAAAUUGUCACAGCCUUCCCCGAUGUGGACGUUCACGACCUUACCGACGAUGAUGAAUUCCUCGUUCUCGCUUGUGAUGGUAUUUGGGACUGCCAAUCUUCUCAGGCGGUUGUCGAAUUCGUCCGCCGUGGCAUUGCUGCUAAGCAAGAUCUCGACAAGAUCUGUGAGAACAUGAUGGACAACUGCCUCGCUUCGAACUCAGAGACCGGAGGAGUCGGUUGCGAUAACAUGACCAUGAUCAUUGUUGGGUUCCUCAGGGGCCGCACCAAGGAGGAGUGGUAUGAGGAGGUUGCCCGCCGAGUGGCUAACGGAGAUGGACCUUGCGCCCCCCCUGAAUACGCUGAAUUCCGUGGCCCAGGCGUUCAUCACAACUUCGAUGAUAGUGAUAGCGGGUACGAUAACACGGACUUGGAGCAACGGACUGCCCGAUCUCUGGGUCUAGCUGGCUUCCCAGGUCGCGUAAUCUUCCUCGGCGACGGCACCGAAGUUCACCCCAACUCUUCAGACGACUCCGAUAUGGUUGACCAAAUGGAGGAGGACAAAGACUUGGAGAGCCAAGUUACGAAAGGCGAGAAGACAGACGUAGUCACGGGCGGUAGUAAGGAGACGACCGACAGUGAGAAGGCAACCAACGCCGAGAAACCCAAGGCGGACGAUGUUAAGAAGGAUUGA